Eurytemora carolleeae is the source of this 4378-nucleotide messenger RNA. Its product is annotated as zinc finger protein 609. Gene Ontology annotation, biological process: regulation of transcription by RNA polymerase II. The coding region runs from base 319 to 3681 and encodes 1120 amino acids. Gene Ontology annotation, cellular component: nucleus. The transcript has 5 exons. NCBI's taxonomy places the organism in Eukaryota, Metazoa, Arthropoda, Copepoda, Calanoida, Temoridae. The record is from RefSeq and is a predicted model, not a curated record.
AGUUCUCUUCUGCCGGUUUAUAUACACACAGCUGAGAUAUAGUGAAAUAUAUAAAUAUAUAUAUAAUAUAUGUUUACAAAAUGUGAUAAACAAGGAACCUGUACUUUUCCACGUACAAUAUAUAUACGUAUUGUAUUUAUAUAUAUUUAACUCCAGUAAAGAAUGCUACAGUGAAAAAUGCCAAAAGUUAAUUUUUGAGUGAAAUUAAUCAAAGUAAUUAGCAUGAGCUUGUAUUAAUGAAUAAAUAAUUAGUUAAAUAGAUAAGAGAGUAUCUGGCCAACUAGUGUGCUUAAAUAAAGAUACUGAUGUCUGGUGGACAUGUUAGGAGGGGUGGAGAGACCCUCCCUGCCCCCCUCUAGGGAGGGUGUGGCCCCUGUACCCCGCCCCCCACAUACAGAUUGGAAUCAGGUUGAUGUUGGAAAACUUAUCCUGGACUUAGACGAAGAUAUUCGGAACUCGGAGAUGGGGAGCAGGGAGAACAGUCCUCCUAGAACCCAGAGUGGGAUCCGUCCUACUCUUCCUGUAAACCACAACUCUACCCGACCCCCAUCCAGUCCAAUGGAUGAUAACGACAAAAGUCUGAAAUUAAAAAUAAAACGGACCAAAUCCGGUCGCCAAGAGAUAGUGAAGCCUCAAGGCGGCUCAAAGAGCCCGGCUUUCAACGGAAAUUUUGAUUCUGACCCUGGAGGGAAAUCUGGAAAUGGACCUCCCUCCAUUGGGAACAGUGGACCGCCCUUUAAAGGGACUGGUCCACUACCGACCAGUUUAAGUGGUCCUCACCAGAAUAGUGGGAAUGGACCGUUAUAUGUAAAUAGUAUAAAUGUGAAAACGUCAGUGGAAAGUGGAUCCCAGUCAUUCAGUGGAAGUGGGCGCUCCUCUAUUGUAGGAAGUGGGCCCCCUUCAAAUAGUGGAUCGUACUCCGGUAGCGGAUCUUCCGUCGGAGGCAGUAAUCCCUCCUACUCCGGAGACAGUUGUCCGCCAUCCGGAGAUAGUUCUCCGCCAUCCCCGCAGAUAAAACAUGAAUCAACGGCUGUGCAACUCAAUGAUAUGACCUGGAGAAGUGGGACGGGUUCAGGGAGUAAUCAAACCAACUCUACUCCUCCUUCUAACCCAUCCCUCCAGCAGAACAAUAAUAAAAAACUUAAGGUGGAUGUUGGAACUGUAACGGAUGCCAGUACUCUGACCGAACCGGAGAUACUUGGACCCUGCGAGCCAGGAACUGCGGUCAACCUAGAGGGAAUUGUCUGGCACGAGACUGAUACAGGUGUUCUAGUUGUUAAUAUAACCUGGAGAGGAAAGACCUAUGUUGGUACUCUACUGGACUGUGCACGGCAUACUAAUCAAUGGUCAGCACCAAGGUUUACGGAUUCUCCUGAACCUGGAGGAAAGGGAAGAGGGAAGCGAGGUCGAGCCACAAGUACUCCGUUGGAACCGGAGCCAAGGAAAAAUCUACGGAGCAGCAAAGCUAAGGGGAAGGGGAAAGGAAGUAAGAGUCAGCAGCAACAGCAGCAACAAGCUCAGAUACCAGAGCAGCAGGCUGCUGAAACUGAAGAUGAAUUUAAUUUCCCUACCCCGGCCAGUCCUGCCAAGGAUGGGACUAAGAGAAAGAAGGAACCUGAACUUGAUGAGAUGAAAAAGAGAAAAAGAACAAGCUCUGACAGUGAUGACUCCAGUGCUCCGACAGAGGAGUUUAAACCUACUCCGACAGUUAAGAGAGAACCUAAACCUGAUAGUUUCAGUUAUAAGAUGCUCAACUGUCCCAGGAAGGAUUGUAGCAAGCAAUACAAACAUGAUGACGGACUUAAAUGGCACGUUUCCCAUUCACAUCCCGAGUUUAUCGGAGCAGAUGGAGAAAUCCGGGAUAGCAGUGAAGUAGAGAAAGAGGAGCAGGAGAAGAAGAGAAAGAACCGGAGUAAGGAGGAGAAGGAGGAGAGAAAGAAGAAGGAAGGAAAGGAGAACAGUGAUAAAGGAACUCCUGCGAAGCAGCCUAAGCUUGAUGAAUCUAAUAAAUCUACUCCUGUCACAGAGUUGAAAAAUAAACAGUUCACUCCCCAGCAGCAGCAGCAGCAACAAGCACAACAACACGGUCAACCGCCGCAACGUCCUGGAAACCUUCAAGUACGUCCUGGACUUUAUACUCCUCCGACCAACGGAAAGUAUUUAGAUCCUACCGAUGAUCUCAAAAAUAAGAGUAGGAUGAUUGAAUCUCCUGCCGGUAGUCCUGCUCCUCCCAACGGAACUCCUAAUCCUCUCCUGGCAGGUUCUCCAUCUCAGGAGAGAGAAAAACCUUCUGCCAACAGUCCUGCCUACUCCGAUAUAUCAGAUGAUGGUGAGGACUCCCGAGGGAAGGAUUUGAAGUUGCCUCAAGGAAUAUCUAUUCCCUCGUCCCAGGUCUCUGGUUCCAGCUCUUUCUCCUCUCCGCAACUCGUUAGAUCAAGUCCUAUGCCACGAACCGAAUCCAGUAUGAUCACUACAACUCCAACCGGGCAUAGAACAAGUAGUUACGGUCUCACAGGAUCAAAUCCUGGACCUCAGGUUGGGACUCAGGAGUAUCAUAAAUAUCUAGCUGCCAAUGGAUUCCCUCCUUUCCCCUAUCCCUAUCCUGUAGGUAUGGAUCCAAACUUCCAUAUUCAAUUAUUAAAGACUGAUCCGUUGUAUAAAUCCAAGUGGGAGAAGGACAGAGCGGACCGAGAGAGGGCGUUUAAAGAACAGUUAGAUAAGGACCAGGGUAAAUUCUCUAGUCUAUCCCUGGGUAAAGAUGAUAGAUUACAGGGAACCCCGCCAAGGAAACCCGACGGAGGGAAACCUGAGGAUCUGAGGAAGCGUGAACCUUCUGGUGAUAACAGACCUCGGAGCAGAGCAUCUCCUAUGACCAACAUGAUCAGUGUUAAACCAGAGUUCAGAGAGAAGGAAGAAGUAAAAAGAGAAAUAAAAAGUGAGGAGGGAGUGAAACCUACGAUGGAAACUCGUGGACCGCCUCCAGGACCUCAAACCUUCGGAUACAUGCAUCCAUCUCUUCUCCGCCCUCCAUUUAGCAUAGGAGGUAUGGCUCCACCUUUUGAGCCUCUUUUCGUAAGUGCCGGCGGAUUAUCUCCAUACGGACUUCCGCCCGGACCCAAUCCAUACCUUACCCCAGCACAUCUAUCUUCGAUUCGACCGCCGGUUCCCUUCUCCUUCGGGGAUCCGAUGAUGCGAGCUCCUUUCCCUCUGGGUGCUGAGGAUCUAGCUAGAGCUGCUGCCGGAGCUCCUCCUGGUCUCAGCGGAACUAAAGCUCUAGAUUUACUACAGCAGCAUGCAACCCAGUACUAUGCAAAUCAGAAACUAGUUGAGCUGCAGGAGAGAGCUCUUAAAUCACCUAUUUCUUCAAUGUCUUCAGUACCUUCCAUGGGAUUGUCUCUUCCCAAACCUAUUACAACCUUGGCCGGAAAGGAUUCUCCGACCAAUACUUCUGCCGGAGAUAAAUCUAAAUCUCCGCCUCCCCUUCGUCAUGUUCACACCCACACUCACACUCAUAUUGGACUCGGAUAUCCUCUGCUUCCUCCCGGAGCUCUACCUCCGGUACCUGGAGGAAUGUCUCCCGUCUCCAGUUUACCGCCUGGUGCCCUACCUCCUCCCUCUAUUGGAUUCUCAUCCGUCCCAUACUCCGGAGCUGGAGGAACACAGGGGAAACCUGCCAACUGAGUUCCUUAUCUAGUUCCUAGUGAAUUCCAAUAGUUAAUAAUCUUCAUAGAGACGGAUAGAAACCCAUUUGAUAAAUUCUCCAGUCUGAAGUUAUGGCUGCAUAGUGUUUACUCCUGGAACUCCGUGAAUCUUGGUUUCCGGAACAAUGAAGAUUAGAGACUAUGUAACUAAACCAAACUCCAUUAUCUGUGUGCAAACUUCUUAUAAACUCUGAGUUUUUGUCUGGUUUCCACCGACACUAGAUCUACAGUUGAAGUGAAAAAUGAAUCGAGCUAAGCUCACUCUCUCCCCGUCCCCUUAUCUCUAGUGAGAAUAUUAUAGUUUGGACCUGUAGAAUAGUUUGCUUUCAGUGGUGCUUUGCUCCCUAAACCCAGCUUAUCCAGCACAAUCUCCUUAAACUUUGCUUCUCCUGUUUAUAUUCCUUCCUCAACCCAUCUUCAUACAUACAUUAAAUCCUAACUGAGGUUUUUACUCCGAGUCCUUGAUCCUGUACUAACACAAACCUCCUCCUAGCUCUAGUGUACUCCUAGAUAUUCUUGAUCUCUGAUUUGUUGUGAUUAAGUUCUCCUAGUUGCUCUCCUGCUCUGGUCCUGAUACUGAUGACAUAUUUUGGAAAUACAUCUCGAUCAAAUAGAUAUUGUUCAGAGUUAACCCUUUUGAACAUAAAUUCAAAUAAAUGUUAAUAAAUCAAGAUAAA